This is a messenger RNA of Paramecium octaurelia, 1266 nucleotides long. The record is from the annotation of a GenBank genome assembly. NCBI's taxonomy places the organism in Eukaryota, Ciliophora, Oligohymenophorea, Peniculida, Parameciidae.
CAUUAAUAAUAAAUGUAGUAAGAAGCAGAGAAGCAGAGACUAUUUUUACAUCAAGAAUUUGUGACUCUAUUCCAUCCGCAAUAAAAGGUAUAUUUGACAGACACCAACACAGAGAAUAAAUACGGGUAUGUUAUUUGGAAUUAGAUUGCAGACUUAUCUUAAGUGCUUAACCAGAUUUAUCACCUAACACUAUAUUUAUUUUGGAGAAGUACUGUCCCCCUUUUUCAAUGUUUAAGACUCCAAACUAUCACAAUACUCCAAUAAUUCAGGGAGAUUUAUUGCGAAUAAAGAGUUUUUGUUCAAAUUACUAUGUGACGAGGUAUUGAGAUUAAAAUGACUCUAGCAUACCUGAUGCACAGUCUCCCGUAACGAAGCAAGGGUUGAUGGUAUUAGCCAAGCAGAAUGAAGUUAAAUACAAUGGGGGAGAAUAAGUUUUCGUUCUUUAGAAGAUUUCUAAUGAGUCACCAUACAUGAGGUUGGUGAAUACUGAAACUGGAUGUGCUUUGCAUACUCACUCAUCGAAAUUGAAGGAGGUCGGCAAUAAUAAUGAAGUAACAGGGUACAAAAAUAGAGAUGAUAAUGAUGCAUGGAAUAUAGAGUGGAUUUCAAAAGAGAUGAGAGAAGGCAUCCAUUAACAAGAAGUGACAGAACCUCUGCCAAGAAAGUGUUAGACGAUCCGUUCUUCAGAUUCUGUGAUUAUUAGGAAUGGACUCACUGGAGGUGCUCUCCACUCUCAUUCCGCUCAUUACAAAUAUGGAACCAAAGAGUAGGAAGUGACUUGGAAAAUCUAACCGAGAGAUUUGAAUGAUUGGUGGGUCAUCUAUAAAAUGAAGAAUUUAUCUCAGGGAUCUGGUGAAUCUUCGCAGUUUAUAGAGAACAAUUCAUUGGUUUCAUUUUUGCAUGUUUAGACAAAACAAAUGUUGACUCACUCCUCAGGAUGCAAAGUGAAGAAUGGUGAUUAUCUUCAAGUGUGUUGUAGUAAAAAGUCAAAUGAAGAAUUCAAAAUAGAAUGUAAGUGUAUGAUUUGAGUAGUGAUCGACAUUGAUGAAAAAUCUAACAAUUUAACUACGGAAAAACCAUUUAGAAUAGUCCAUAUCCCCACAUAACAAUAUUUGGCAGCUCUGGAGAGACCAUCUAGUCAAAGUACAUUCUAAGGAGAGAUGGUGUUGGCUUCGAAGUUUGAUUGGAAUGCGGUUUGGUUCAUUGAAUAUGUUGAUUCAAUAUAUGCUUGAUUGAUUGAUAAUAAUAAUAUAUUUUUAAUUAUAA